CAUGAACUUGAUUGACAUCCUUUGGAAGCAAGAUAUAGACCUUGGGGUAAGGCGUGAAGUUUUUGAUUUUAGUCAACGACAGAAGGAGUAUGAACUUGAGAAACAGAAGAAACUUGAAAAGGAAAGACAAGAGCAGCUCCAGAAAGAGCAGGAGAAAGCCCUACUGGCUCAGCUGGAGUUAGACGAAGAGACAGGUGAAUUUGUUCCAGUUCAGCCAGCUCAGCGUGGUCAGUCAGAAAAUACUGAGCCACCAAUCAAUUUUUCAGAGAGUACACAGACUUCAAAACCAGAAGCAGAGGCCCUGUCCUUUGAUGACUGCAUGCAGCUCUUGGCAGAAGCAUUCCCGUUUAUAGAUGACAAUGAGGCUUCUGCAGCUGCAUUUCAGUCACUGGUUCCUGCACAGAUUGAUAGAAACCCAGUCUUAAUUUCCUCUGAUGAAACUCAGCCACCAGAAUCACCUGUUCUUGUUCCACUUACUGAUGCAGAGAAUAUGCAGAACAUAGAGGAAGUUUGGGAAGAAUUAUUGUCCCUUCCAGAGUUACAGUGUCUUAACAUUGAAAAUGACAACCUGGCUGAGGUAAGCACAAUGACAAGCCCUGAAACCAAGCCACCAGAGAUGCACAACAGCUAUAAUUACUACAGCUCAUUACCCAUCAUGAGAAAGGAUGUUAACUGCAGUCCAGAUUUCCUGGAUACUGUUGAGGGCCCCUUUUCCAGCAUUUUGCCACCAGAAGACACCAGCCAGCUCAGUGUGAACUCUUUAAAUGAUAUGUCCCCUUCAAACUCUGAUUUCUGUGAGGAUUUCUACAGCACCUUUAUUCAUGCCAAGGCGAAUGGUGACACAGCAACGACAAACAGUAUCAAUCAAUCACUUGCGGAAAUUCUAAGUGAACCUAUUGAUCUUUCUGAUUUCUCACUGUGUAAAGCUUUUAAUGGCAGCCACUCAGGAACUGUACCAGAAUGUAAUGAUUCUGACUCUGGUAUUUCAUUGAAUGCCAGUUCUAGUGUAGCAUCACCUGAACACUCUGUUGAAUCAUCUGCCUAUGGAGAUAAGACUUUUGGUUGUAGUGAUUCGGAAAUGGAAGACACGGAUAGUAUCCCUGGAAGUGUGCCACAGAGCAAUGCUAGUAUGUACUCAUUGCAGUUCCAGGAUCAAGUGUUUUCUUCCACAGGGCCAAGUGCUCUAACACCAAGUUUGCAAUGUACAAACACACCAAAGAAAGAACCCCCUGCCCAUCCAGGCCACCCCAAAGCUCCAUUCACAAAAGAUAAACCUUCAAGCCGCCUUGAAGCUCAUCUCACAAGAGAUGAGCAAAGAGCAAAAGCUCUGCAGAUCCCUUUUCCUGUUGAAAAAAUCAUCAAUCUCCCCGUUGAUGACUUCAAUGAAAUGAUGUCUAAGGAGCAGUUCAAUGAAGCUCAGCUUGCGCUUAUUCGAGAUAUACGCAGGAGAGGCAAGAACAAAGUAGCUGCUCAAAAUUGCCGUAAAAGAAAACUGGAAAAUAUAGUGGAACUGAAGCAAGACUUGAGUAACCUUAAAGAUGAGAGAGAGAAAUUGCUAAAGGAAAAAGGAGAGCAUGACAAAAGCCUUCGUCAAAUGAAAAAGCAACUAACCACCUUAUACCUUGAUGUCUUCAGCAUGCUGCGUGAUGAGGAUGGAAAGUCUUACUCUCCUAGUGAAUAUUCACUGCAGCAAACUAGAGAUGGCAAUGUUUUUCUUGUUCCUAAAAGCAAGAAGUCAGAGACUAAGCUUUGAAGGGCAGCACAGCUGCCUGCCGUUCUCCGAGUUAUUUUUUUAUCAUUAUCCUGAUAGUUUUACUGUGAGGUGGAAUGCAGAAUGAGGUAAUAUUUUUCAAAUAAUUCUAUGCAAUGAUAAUUUUGAAGUUAAUAAUUAGCUUAUGGAAGAUGCAAGUUUAAAACUAAUAGUGUAACUAACAUAUGCAAAAUUUGUAAUCUCACUUUUAUAACAGACGUUUUCUUCCUACAGCACUACUCUGACUAGUUUUCGUAUACAUGUAAAUAUUUAAAUAUACCAUAUUUAUAUACUGUUCCUAUCUCUUGUUAUAUUCAUAGAUUGGAUAUAUAUAUAUAAAUGAUUUUAGCCUUCUAAAUAUAAUUUCUUGCAAGACAGAGUAUGGCUUCUGAUACUUUUUUAUAAAUAUGAAAGUGUUUUUCCCAUUUUUCUUACAUGUUUAUACUUGCCUUGUAUUUAAUAUAUAAUUUUAAUUUAGUAUAAAAGUUGAUAGUGUUUGAUUUUGAUUUAUCAGUUCAUUAAACUUUUU
This is a messenger RNA of Chaetura pelagica (chimney swift), 2279 nucleotides long. RefSeq names its product nuclear factor, erythroid 2-like 2 (gene NFE2L2). Lineage: Eukaryota; Metazoa; Chordata; Aves; Apodiformes; Apodidae. The transcript has 4 exons. Gene Ontology annotation, cellular component: nucleus. The record is from RefSeq and is a predicted model, not a curated record. Gene Ontology annotation, biological process: regulation of transcription by RNA polymerase II; cellular response to oxidative stress. Gene Ontology annotation, molecular function: RNA polymerase II cis-regulatory region sequence-specific DNA binding; DNA-binding transcription factor activity, RNA polymerase II-specific. Bases 2 to 1753 code for a protein of 583 amino acids.